UCCAGUGAGCGGAGCCGCAGUCGGACGCCAGGGCCGGAAGCGCGGCAGCUUGGGUCGAAGCGCGCGACCGGUAACUGGAGCCGGCGGCUGUCCUCGCAGCACGCGGAGGCGAACGGGGAACCAGCACCAUGGCCGAACAGGACGUGGAGAACGAGCUUCUGGAUUACGAGGAAGAUGAAGAGCCCCAGGCUCCUCCCGAGAGCUCACCAGCUCCCCCCAAGAAAGACGUCAAGGGUUCCUACGUUUCCAUCCACAGUUCUGGCUUCCGGGACUUUCUGCUGAAGCCGGAGCUGCUGCGGGCCAUAGUGGACUGUGGCUUUGAGCAUCCGUCUGAGGUCCAGCACGAGUGCAUUCCCCAAGCGAUCCUGGGCAUGGACGUCCUGUGCCAGGCCAAGUCUGGGAUGGGUAAGACGGCGGUCUUCGUGCUGGCCACCCUGCAGCAGAUUGAGCCCGUCAACGGACAGGUGACGGUCCUCGUCAUGUGCCACACUCGGGAGCUGGCCUUCCAGAUCAGCAAGGAGUACGAGCGCUUCUCCAAGUACAUGCCCAGCGUCAAGGUGUCCGUGUUCUUCGGGGGCCUCUCCAUCAAGAAGGACGAAGACGUGUUGAAGAAGAGCUGUCCCCACGUGGUAGUGGGGACACCAGGCCGGAUCCUGGCGCUUGUGCGCAACAGGAGCCUCAACCUGAGGAACGUGAAGCACUUCGUGCUGGACGAGUGUGACAAGAUGCUGGAGCAGCUGGACAUGCGGCGGGACGUGCAGGAGAUCUUCCGCCUGACGCCCCACGAGAAGCAGUGCAUGAUGUUCAGCGCCACCCUGAGCAAGGAGAUCCGGCCCGUCUGCAGGAAGUUCAUGCAAGACCCCAUGGAGGUGUUUGUGGACGACGAGACGAAGCUCACGCUGCACGGCCUGCAGCAGUACUACGUGAAGCUCAAGGACAGCGAGAAGAACCGCAAGCUCUUCGACCUCCUGGACGUGCUGGAGUUUAACCAGGUGGUGAUCUUUGUGAAGUCCGUGCAGCGCUGCAUGGCCCUGGCCCAGCUCCUCGUGGAGCAGAACUUCCCGGCCAUCGCCAUCCACAGGGGUAUGGCCCAGGAGGAGCGCCUCUCACGCUACCAGCAGUUCAAGGACUUCCAGCGGCGGAUCCUGGUGGCUACCAACCUGUUUGGCCGAGGGAUGGACAUCGAGCGCGUUAACAUCGUCUUCAACUACGACAUGCCCGAGGACUCCGACACCUAUCUCCACCGGGUGGCCCGUGCGGGUCGCUUUGGCACCAAAGGCCUGGCCAUCACUUUCGUGUCUGACGAGAACGAUGCCAGAAUCCUCAAUGACGUCCAGGACCGGUUUGAAGUGAACGUGGCGGAGCUUCCGGAAGAAAUCGACAUCUCCACGUACAUCGAGCAGAGCCGGUAACCUGGCGCCCGACGGCCAGACCCACCCCUUUCCCCCGAGCUGCUGCAAGUCCUCUUUCUAGGUGACAGUGGGCCUUUCCUUUACCGUUUCAACGCUGUAGAUUUGUGUAAGAAUAAACUUUUAUUAUGGAA
Messenger RNA from Ceratotherium simum simum (southern white rhinoceros), 1543 nucleotides. RefSeq names its product DExD-box helicase 39A (gene DDX39A). The record is from RefSeq and is a predicted model, not a curated record. Gene Ontology annotation, molecular function: nucleic acid binding; RNA helicase activity; ATP binding. NCBI's taxonomy places the organism in Eukaryota, Metazoa, Chordata, Mammalia, Perissodactyla, Rhinocerotidae.